AUGACAAAUCAGAUCACGUCGAUAUUAAAAACAGGAAGGAUGCGAUUAAAUACAUGGCAAAAUUUACUAUCAAACAAUGCAUCAUAAAAGACCAGUGAAUCCAGAAAGGACAUAAAAUGCACCUACAAUGACAGACUAUGACUUCUUGAACGAAGCAACUACAACACCUCGAAUAUCAUCAAUAUCAGCAUCCCAAGCCCUCCGCGCCUCAUCAACGCAGCACGCUUCACCAUCGACAUCUGCGUCUGGCACAUGUCCAUUACGCACUGGUCUCGAUGGCUUAGAUGAUGCCAUAUGCGCGCCUGGUACUUCAAGACCCUCAUCCAGCGGAAUCCCCAGGGGAAGUAUUACUGAAAUUUAUGGACCGCCUGGUGUAGGCAAGACUGCUAUUUCAUUGAAUAUAGCGGCCAAAGUUCUGACGGCUGGGGAUGACGAGAAAGGUUAUAUGGAUUGCACCUCAAAUCAUCACUCGAUCGCCAAGAAGAGCUCGAAGAAAGACACCAUCUCGGCCCCGUUUCAGUCCUACUUCCCGAAUGCGACAGAGAUAAAAUCUCGCUUGGGAUUGACUGCUCUCCAACAACCCCCUCAGAAUCAAGGGCAAGGGCAAGGGCAAGGGCAAGGCAAAACCCCAGCUCAAACACAACUCCAAUGGUUACUAAACCGCAAAUGGAACGUGACCAGCGACAUGAUUAAUAAGAUCACGAGAAUUGCCGCUGAGCAUCAUCUGGCCGUUCUACUACUGAAUCAGACACAUACGAAAAUUAAAGGACAGCCACGACCGACGCUUUAUCCUGCCUUGGCGGGUGGAUCAUGGGAGAACUGCGUACAGACUAGGGUUGUGAUAUAUCGUGACCACGACUACCAGGGGGGAGGGAUGAAGGUUCGAUAUGCGGAAGUCAUGAAGAAAGCUGGCAAGGUUAUUUCUGUUAGAGUUGAGGGGAAUGUUUUCCCGUUUGUUAUUGAGGAUGAUGGACUGCGAGAAUUACGUCCUACGACGGAUGCCUCACAGCAAAGUAAUCCUCUACCAUCACAAUCAGCAACAUCGACAAUGACAGUGCGGAAGCGGAAAGUAGAUGAAAUUGCCGAUAGUGAGGAUGAAGACGAGGAUGAAUUUUUGGAUGCGCAAGAUGAUGAUUUAUGGGAUGAGGAGAAUCAACAAGACAAUGACCUACUGCCAGAUGGACAAGAAUGAUAAUAUUGAAUAGAUACAGAAAUAUAC
Molecule: messenger RNA, 1219 nt
Organism: Talaromyces stipitatus ATCC 10500
Lineage: Eukaryota; Fungi; Ascomycota; Eurotiomycetes; Eurotiales; Trichocomaceae
Exons: 6
Coding region: 128-1192 (354 amino acids)
Biological process (GO): reciprocal meiotic recombination; meiotic DNA recombinase assembly
Cellular component (GO): replication fork; Rad51C-XRCC3 complex; Rad51B-Rad51C-Rad51D-XRCC2 complex
Molecular function (GO): crossover junction DNA endonuclease activity; four-way junction DNA binding
Source: RefSeq, a predicted model, not a curated record